GUUUUCUGUGAAAAGUGAAAGAAGAAUCUUUCUGGACAGUUUAAAGCUAGCUGGUAGGAUUAGCAGAAUGCUUUGUUUGAGGCAGGUUUGCUUGCUCACACUGAGGCGUUACCAAGCUCGGGCUCUGUGUAGUGAUCUGCUUCUGAGCCAGAUAAAUGGCUGCACCCAUGAAGAUGAAGUGUUCAACCUUGUUGGAAGAAACAAGGCCAGACUUUCUGAAAAGCAUGUGGGAAUUGCAUUGAGCAUGCUGUGGCAAUUGCAAAAGGAGAGGCCCUUUCUCUCAAGGACUAGCGAGUAUGUAAGAAAUCACUCCCAGUUUCUCACCCUUUGCGUUUUGGCAGAAAACAAGGUGGAACUCAUGGAAGAUGAGGUGAUAGUGGACACCUUAUACAGCAUCCUGAGGCUCAAUGUUGAAGACCACGUUUCUCUAACAAAAGUGCUUAUUACAGAAGCAUGGAAAAGAUUAGAAAGGCUUAGCUUGCCUUGUCUGUCUAAAUUCGCUCUGUGCUUAUACAAGCAGCACAGGCACUUCAGUCCCAUAAUUGGCCAAGUAGCUCAUAUUGUGGACAUGAAACUGGAUUCUAUACAGGAUAUAAGGAUCUUGUCAGUUUUGAUGAUCAGCAUAUCUGAAGUUAUCACAGAGAGUUUUCGAGAUCGAUUACUACACAAGGCUGAACAGCUGUUAGAAGAAGAGCAUGAAGUCCACUUCAACUAUGCCAGAAGAAUACUACAGUUUCUCCAAAAUGUUCAACUGAGACAUCAUCCAGUGCUAGAAAAAUGCAACAGGAUUUUCCUUAAAAGUGCCUCCCUUCUUGAUAUACACAGUAUUAGUCAUAUUUUUGGACUGUAUGAGCAGCUGGGUUUUGGCAGUGCUGAAUUUCGCUUGAUUGCUAAACAGCUGCUAUCUGAAGCUAUAGAUGAUUAUUAUGAUCCUGAGACAUUUGCAAAAUUAUUUUUUUCUCUUGGGCCUUUGGCAGGAUCUAAGGUUAGAGAAAGGUUGCUGAUAACUGCAGUAAACAUGGCAGAGGAAUUUAGCAGUCAUCAAAUAUUGCUGAUACUGAAAACUAUGCGGAAAAUGAAAUGCAGAAAUUCUCAUCUAGUCAAAAAGAUGGCUUCUGUUCUGCACAGACACUUGGACAGCUAUCAUGUAUUACAGUUGGUAAAGUUAACACAGUACUUGGUGGUGUUGCAUUGCCAGGAUCUGGAGCUGUUUGCCAAACUAAAAAUGUUACUAUUAGGUUAUUUAAAAUCUAGUGUGAUACCUGCUGAUACUGCAGCUGUAAUUCGUGUUCUGGCCAUGCUUCCUUCUUUCCAAGUGGAGGAAAUGAUUAUAAACAAAGCAGCAGCAGUUUUGCCUCAAUGCAGACUCCAUCAUUUGAAUUGCAUUGCUACAGCUCUUGUCAAGUGGAAUCAUCAUGGCCAGUUUCACUGGCAAAACAGCUCUGAGCUGUGUGCCAAGCUUCUGCAAAAACUCAAUGACUGUGCAUUUCAGAGGCUUCAGAAAGCCAACAACUUAAAUCUUCUGCUGGAAGAGCUUCCAUAUGUGAAUGGAGAGUGGUUUGAAGAAGUCCUGAAUGAGGAAACUCUGGCCAUGUGUCAGCACUUGAUAGAUCAAAUAACAUGGGCAAAUGUUUUACCCUUGUCUUUUUUCCUCAUAAAAUCAGAGCACCGUUGUCCUGCAUUAUUUGACAGAAUCGCAUCUGUGACUGUUGAAAAUAUAGACAAGAUUCUCACCUCUGAAAUCUAUUUUAUUCUCUUCCUUUUCUCUGCUUUGAAUUAUGACCCUCCUGACAAUGAAGAAUUCUUUAGGAGUUGUAUCCAACAUCUUACUUCUAACUUGAGUCAUCUUGAAAAUUAUCACUUGGUGCUGCUUGGUCAUGUUUUGGCAAUGGCUGGGUAUUUUCCUCCAGUUCUGAUAACAACCAUAUUUAAUAUUUCUUUCCUAAGCAAACUGGAUGCUCAACUUAAAGUCCUGCCUGAUAUGGUGAAGCAGAGGGUCCACUCGAGCCUCAUGAAAUUGAACAGAGCAGUCUGUCUGGAGUGCCCAGAGUUUCACAUCCCUUGGUUUCAUGAGCCAUACUGCCAACGUGUCUUUCAUAACAGCAUGAGCCAAACAAAUCCACAGCGACAGCAUAUUCACAGAAUGCUGACAGAGAUCUUAGGAGGGAGCCAUUACUCAAGAGUAUCUGUUCUCACACCGUACUACUAUGAAAUAGAUUUUGAGUGUGUCCUGGAUGUAAAUAAAAAGCCUCUUUCCUAUGUGGCUCAGAAUAUAGCUUUGGGUGGUGUGGGGGGAAUACCCUUGAGACAUGACAUCAAGGAUGAAGGGAGAAAGGCUCUGCCACCAGGAGCUCAAAGAAUUGCUUUGGAAUUUCUUGAUUCAAAAGCUUUUAGCAAAGAUUAUUCACAUCAUCUGAAAGGAGAACCUGCAGUGAAAAAGCGACACCUGGAAAUGCUGGGGUACCGAGUCGUUCAGAUUCCUCACUUCGAAUGGAAUUCUAUGGUUCUGUCAACAAAAAGUGAACAGCUGGAAUACCUGAGACAGCAGCUGUAUGGAAUACAGUGAUGUCAGACAUGCAGUCUAAAGCACUUUUAUAAAACAGUUUAUGUAUCAUCAAACAUUUCAUAAAAUCUCUUUAUCUGUAUCAGGUGGGCCAAGGCUUGCCCAGGUCAUCAGCUGUAAAGAGAUUUAAUCCUUAUUUUGUUAGGGAUUGCAAAAGGCAGGUCACAGUGGGCUGUGAAGAUGUGGUAAGGAUGCUUACACUUUCUCGUUAUCUGGAAGCUAUUACAAGCACAUGAAUCUGGCAGUUUUGCAGUCAAAUUACAUUAUUAUUUCCUAAAUAAAUAGCACAGAAGCUUAGCCAGACAAAAAACUCUCCACAGAAAAAGUUGGAUAUAUUAUUGACUAGGAGAGCGGAGUCAGCAAUCUACUGGAAACUGUCUAUCCUCCACUAUGUGACAGAAUGAGCAGCUAGGAAUCAAACAGUAUCUGAAAUGCAGAUUUUCUAAGAAUAAGGCUGCUUUUAGAGCCAUUCAGUUUCCAUUCUCAGAACAGAGGUACUGUGGGGAGAGUGUUGUGUGGUGAGGAACCUCUAGCUGCUUCUCCUACCCUUAGAUCUGGUAUAUGCAGAAGAAUGGCUGAGCCUUCUGGAACACCUUCACAUACUGGAAAAUCCAGCCAGGGUUUGUGCAGGAGGUGUAAGAUACUGAGAUGUAGAAGGAAGAAGUGAAGAGCCAGGAGAAUGUUCAUUGUGGAGCAGUAACUGCAGGGGUGUCAUGCUUGGCAAAUCAUCCCAUUUCCAGAGGCAGCCACACUGUGCCUACAGCUGCCAUCACCUUAGGGUGACUGCCAGCUGUGCCUGUUUUCUCACAUGUGCAAGAGGAGAUAUUUUCUUGCUUAUUUAGUAGAAACAGAACACAUUCUUUUAUCACUUCACCUGAAACCUGGCAGAGAUAAGCAACUGCAUAUCUGAAUUGGCCGUUAUGCAUCUGGCUGUCACCUUUUUUUCUACUAUUCAGUAGCAGAAGAAAAAUGUUUUAUUAACUGAAUACAAGGCAGGACAGGAAUGGAAAGUCAGGAAAAACCAACAGAACUGAUUUAAGCUGUAAGGUACUUUCCUCCUGAGGCAGCCCUCAUGUUUGUGGGAUGACUGACAAAACUAGUAGUCUAGACACUUAGGGUUAUCAAAUGGACAAAGGCUCCAAGAUGUAAUGACUGCUUGGAGGAAAUGUCAUUGAAGGCACAGCACAUAGAAGGAUUCUGUGUGCAUUAUAUUUUGUAUAAAAUGGAGAAAACAAUCAUAAAUAUAGGUUAGUAUUUCAGAAGGUGGACUACCUGUCAAAGACUCUCGCAUGACUGUGUUUCUGUACAGACAGCCUUCAAGCAGCAGCCUUGGAGUGUCAGUGGCUGAAGUUACCAGUCAGGGUGGUCAUGUUUGAGCUGAACCCUGCUUUUCAGGGUUCUAGCAGUCACUGUACCAAGGCAGUUUUCUUCAAAUUAUGUAUGGAUAAAGUUAUGAGUAUGCACAAUGGGAAGAGGAUUAAAACUUGUUAUGAGUGGUCCAGAAAGGGCAUUGAAGAAAAGCAAAAAAAAAAAGCAAUUCAGUAAAAAGUGUUGUUCUUGAUUCUUUGCACUCAUUCUUUCUAUAUUAAAUCAGCAAGUGUUAGAGCAGAUGAGUGGUGUAAACCAGUGAUCUAACUGGAGCCAAUAAACAUAGGUGCUAAGCACAGCUGCAGAUUUGGGUACUAAAGAUGCCCCCAGAUUAAGUACUAGUUGUCAAUAACAUACUGAAAUAAACUAUGAUGGCUGUG
This is a messenger RNA of Agelaius phoeniceus (red-winged blackbird), 4311 nucleotides long. RefSeq names its product FAST kinase domains 1 (gene FASTKD1). Gene Ontology annotation, biological process: regulation of mitochondrial mRNA stability; mitochondrial RNA processing. Gene Ontology annotation, cellular component: ribonucleoprotein granule; mitochondrial matrix. NCBI's taxonomy places the organism in Eukaryota, Metazoa, Chordata, Aves, Passeriformes, Icteridae. Gene Ontology annotation, molecular function: RNA binding. The record is from RefSeq and is a predicted model, not a curated record.